Messenger RNA from Rhineura floridana, 3965 nucleotides. Its product is annotated as neuropeptide Y receptor type 6-like. Gene Ontology annotation, biological process: G protein-coupled receptor signaling pathway. The record is from RefSeq and is a predicted model, not a curated record. Gene Ontology annotation, cellular component: plasma membrane; neuron projection. The transcript has 3 exons. Gene Ontology annotation, molecular function: neuropeptide Y receptor activity; neuropeptide binding. Lineage: Eukaryota; Metazoa; Chordata; Lepidosauria; Squamata; Rhineuridae. The coding region runs from base 403 to 1488 and encodes 361 amino acids.
AGUGGCUCUUAACUGUGGUGGGUUCAGUUCCCAGUGGGAAAGCUCAGACCAUCAGUUUGCUUCAGAAAACAGCAAACGAAAGAGGCUUUGUCUCUGGCUUUAGUUAAGAGGGCUGAAAUACCUCUGAUUCCUUUUCAUCCAAAAUGUACGGUUGUUGAUUUUGUCAAUAUUUAAAAAGAAAAGGGAAAGAAGAGUGGCCAAAGCAAGGGAGAGGAAAUGUUAUUUAAAUUUUCCAAAAGUACAAUAGCUGUACCUCGGUAUUCACACAGUGGAGGAAAUCAUGAGGAAAUGCCCUUUUGCACCCCUGAUCCUCUGCAAACUGCUCCCAAAUGUAGAGGGACCGUCCAGCAUGGCUUUUGGGGUGUUUCAUGAAGGAUAAAAAAACUAAUUCAGGAGCCUGGCAUGGAUCCAUCUGUGGCAAACAGCAGCAAGUCACAGCUUUCGCACUUUGAAUCCUGCUUGCCGUCUCUACCUGCAGUCUUCUUGCUCAUCGCAGCUUAUGUUAUAGUCAUGCUGGUGGGGCUUCUUGGCAACCUUUGCCUAAUUAUUAUAAUCAAGAAACAGAAAGAAAGCCAAAGCGUCACCAACAUUUUGAUUGCCAACCUCUCCUUAUCUGAUAUCUUCAUUUGUGUCAUGUGCAUUCCUUUCACCGUUGCAUACACUUUGAUGGAUUACUGGGUCUUUGGAGAAGCUAUGUGUAAAAUAUCUGCUUUUGUACAAAGUGUGUCUGUUACUGUGUCUACAUUCUCACUUGUAUUAAUUGCUGUCGAGAGGUAUCAGUUAAUAGUAAACCCGCGAGGUUGUAAGCCUAGUAUUUCACAUGCAUUUUGGGGAAUUAUCUUUAUUUGGGCAUUUUCUUUAAUAAUAUCAACUCCUUUUUUUAUAUUCCACCAAGUCACUGAUGAACCCUUUAGAAACCUUUCUUCCCACAGUGAUAUCUAUAAGAACAAAGUUGUCUGCAUUGAGGUAUGGCCAUCCAUUGAAGAACGGCGUGGCUUUACCACCACAAUGUUAGUUUUCCAGUAUUUCUUUCCACUAGGGUUUAUUUUCAUCUGUUAUGUGAAGAUAUUUGUGUGCCUUCAGAAGAGGCAUGCUAAGGUGGAUAAGAUAAGGGAGAAUGAGAUCAGACUAAAUGAGAGUAAAAGGAUUAAUAUUAUGUUAAUUUCAAUCGUUGUGACCUUUGGAGCAUGUUGGUUACCUCUGAACAUAUUUAACAUGGUGUUUGAUUGGAACCACGAGGCCCUGAUCAACUGCCACCAUAAUGUGGUCUUUACCUUGUGCCACUUGGUAGCCAUGAUCUCCAUAUGCAUCAAUCCAGUCUUCUAUGGAUUUCUCAACAAGAAUUUUCAGAAGGAUUUAGUUGUUCUGCUUCACAACUUCAGAUGCUUUGAAUCUCAAGAGUUAUAUGAGAAUAUCGCCCUUUCUACCAUGAACACAGAUGUGUCAAAGGGAUCCUUUAAACUGAACAAUAUGCCUGCAAAUAUCUGAAACAGGCAACUUUCCAACAAUAUACAUUUUGUAUUGAAUUAUUAUAUUGGUGUGUAUUGCCUAAUUAUUAUUAUAUGGAAUUGUGGUAUUCUUGGUCCUAAUGUCAGCAGAGUGAGAGGGCCGCCUGUUCUCAGUGAGAACAGUAGUCUGUUUGAAGCUUAAAAUAUCCUUCAAAUGAAUAAAACAAAUUGGAUCAAUAAUAUUUAUUAAACCCACCAUGUCUGCUAAAGUCCCUUGCAGGGGCUUCCCAUGCUGCAGUGCUAGGAAACUGAAAGUUUGGGAAGCAGAAUCGGGAAAUGGAGAUACCAUUUAUAUUGGAAGAUGAUGCAACACUCUGGGUGGGUUAUGCCACCUGUGUUUACCCCAUGAUUCUCCUGGUCUGCCUGAAUCAAUACUACCUUAAAAUAGUACCAAUAGCUUGUAUCCUAAGCAACUGACAUUUGGGAUCUCUUAUUAUAUAAGCUCAAAAGCUGAUAACUUAGUACCUUAUAGAUCCUCUAAAACCACUUGUUCUACUCACUGACAUACCAAAAUAUACACUCCCACCUUUCUAAUAUUUGUUUCAAAAUUUCCAAAUAUGACUUCUUGUAUCAGAAGCAUCAUCUGUCUACUGCUGUGCCUGUGGAUAAGUUAUUCCGACAUGUGGGAACAGGUUCUUCUUUGAUUAAGUCACUCUGGGUUGUAUCCAGCUAAAUCAUUGUACAAACAUAACAACUUCCAUGAGUGCAACAGAACUUUCUUCUGUCCUGCUGCAUGCCCCAAAAAUCUGCUCUGGGGGUUCUUCCAUGUGUGCAGUAAUUUAAUUGGACACAAUCUGUUGUCAUUGCAGAAGAAGCUAGUAACUAGAACACUGAUAAGAGAGCAACAGAUUGCACAGUGCAUUGGCAAGGAAAGGUAUGCAGCCUUGCUUGCCUUCAGAAGUGCAUUUGCCUUUUAAAAUAAGUGUUAAAAUGUUUUGAUUCUACCACCCCUUCAAUUAUUUAUUUAUUAAAUUUAUUAGUCGCCCAUUUGGCUGGAUGUCCAGCCACUCUGGGCAACGUACAAAAUAAAAACAUACAAUACAUUAAAACAUUAAAAUCUCAAACAGUAGUAAUAAAACCUAACCCAACAAAAAAGCCUGCCUGAAGAGCCAGGUCUUGAACCCAAUGGGGCUUACUUCUGAAUAGACAUGAUUCGGAUUGCAGCCUUAGUCAUGCUUGGUGGGGCUGAUGGGAGUUGGGGGGGCCACAGGUUUCCACCCCUGCCCUACACAUACAUAUGUACACUGAAUGAAAAACUUUCUGAAAUGGCAGGAAGUUUUUUAAAGAGUGAAAUAUAGCAUGGUUCAUUGGGAGUAACUAUUCAAAGAAAAGGUCCAAAAAUUCUGCUGAAUUACAAGGCCUUUGUGCAACUUUAGCUCUUUAGAUCCUGAUUUCUAUCCGCAACAGUAGACAGGCACAUAUUUUAGAAAAGUGGGCAAACUCAUGCUGUUGCUGUCCUUAUCACUUCAGAAUUAUUCUAUUCAUAGCUAUCAAUGGCUAGUAGCUAGUAGUCACUGAUAGACAUCUUCCACGUAGAAAAGGAUUCCUAACACCAAGGAGCAGGGGGGGAAUUUCCCCUUCUUCCUUCAACUUUGAAACAGGGAGGGUUGUGCUGGUUGUUGCAUAUAACCCCUUCCUAGUUUCCCUCAGCAGGGCUGGUGAAGUAAAAACCAAAUGUGUAAGGCAGGUGUGGGGAACCUUUGGCUCUCAAGAUGCUACUGAACUACAACUCUCAUCAGCCACAGCAAGCAUGGCCAAUGGCUAGGGAUGAUGGGAAUUGUGCUACAGUAACAUCUGGAGGGCCAGAGGUUCCCCAUACCUGAUAUAAGGUGUGAGGUACAAAGCAAGAAGAGGGAGAGGAAAAGAGGCUGGCUGGCAUUCAACUUUAAAUAUAUUUACUUGGAAAUCAGUUUGCAAGUUAAUGUAGUUAAGGUUACACCCCAAAGACAAAAGUGUUUAUAGUUAUAAUUUUAGCUGUCCAUUAUUCAGUUUUUACUAAAUGCCAAUAGAGUGAUUUAGCAGGGUUCUGGAACCUGUGCCCUUCAGGCAGUGUUGGGCUACAGCUCCCAUCAGCCCCACUCAGCAUCGCCAAUGGUGAGGGAUGAUACUAGCAUUCCUAUGCUAGAAAUAUGGAAACAAAGCAGACUGGCUGCUUAGUUUCAGGGCCCUAUUGAUUCAGGAGCUGGAGCCUGGAGAUGAGAAGAUGGAGUAUUCCCAUUGUACCACAUUUGGGUAUGUUAGAUAUAUUUUUAAUAUCUUUUAAUCUCCCAUAAAUUUUGCUUACUUUUGGGUUUAAGUGUAUAGAAAAUGUUCAGAACAACUUUGACUAUAAGUGAUCAUUGUAUAUAAUGAGCACAUAUAAUAACAUCACUGGUGUGUAUUAUUUUCAGCAUGUUAACUUGCCACUGUAUUGUUGAUAGAUAAAAGUAAAAGCAAAAUGAAACAAAUGUCUGCCUA